GCUUCAUUAUUACUCCAGUAUAUGUUCACAGUCUACAGAGAAAAAUACGAGUCUCUCUGAUAAAAAAAGAUGAGCGUUGGAAAAAAAUAAAUAAUUUUCCUCAAAAAGUAUGAAAGGUAUCGUGAAGGAGACUUGCAUUUUAUAUCUAUAUUUUUGAGAGCAUAUUCACCCCCCUAUGCAAUGAGUCCUUCACAUACAUAUGAUGAUGCUGCAGGAUUUCAAAAAGGAGUGGAUUUUGUGAAACUGUACAAUAAUAAUAAUAAUAAUAACAUAAUAAUGCAAUUUGAAUUAUUUUCUCUUUUAAACAAACACUGACUUACAGGUGUGCUAUCUCUCUAUCUAAGGCGACAUUGUUCUUACCAUAUUAGUGUUUAUUUCUAAGAAUACUAAUCUUGUGGUGUGUGAGAGAAGUUGCUGAGGAGAGAGGCUGUAGUAUUGCGGUGUCUCUUUAAAGGAAGGGGGAGUGUAGAAGAGGGACAGAGGAAAGAGAUGAAUAGAAGGCACCAGAACCACCUACCAUGACCAAGUGCGCUGUAAAUGUAGGACAGAAAUUCGAGUGGAAUACAAACGGAUCGUCCAGCGACAUAUUCGAGGGAAAACCAUGUUUGGAUGUGCCUUACUAUCUGACUCCAACCUUCUCAAAUAUGCUGCCACCACAUGCGAUCACUGGAACACAGGGAAAGUGGUUCUCCUCCCAAACAUUUCUUGCGUUUUGAAACGGAAAAGAAGAGUGGCAGUAACAACACACAUCAUCCCUGUGCUAUCUGUCUCCGAUUAUCAAUGGUAGGCAUUGCAUAAUUCAACCCUUUAUCCACCACCACCACCGGAGCCAUUUGGUUCCUCCUCUCUCUUUGAGAGAAGAGGGGGAGAAAAGAAAAAGCAGAAAGAAAAAAAAACCCUCGACUACAUCCAUCCAUCCAUCCAGUGGCUCUGCAUCCUCUGGUUGCCUGCAGAUUGUUUGGCAAUGCCCUUUUCUCUCCUAGGAAGAACUUGCAGCCAGUAAAGCGGUGGGGAACACGCAGGGUGAAGGAUGCAUUUAAAGCUGGAUGUGUGCUGCAUUCAGGGAGAUUCGGCAAUAAUAGCAGCUCUAGCAGCAGAAACGGUGUGUGCGGAGGGCCUGGGAAGCACCCAGCCCCACUAUCUGCUCCUUUUCCUCCCCCCCUGCAGGACCAUGCUUGCGUGAGGGAUGAGGCUGUGCACAGGGACACCAGGCCAGAGCUGCGGCCUACUUCUCACAAGAGCCGGUCUCUCGACUGCAAGAUCUGCUGUGAACACAUUGCCACCAUCAAAUCAGCAUCUUUGUGGUUUCUCUCUGCCCGCUCCUCCGUCUCUUUUACUUCCUGCUUCCUGUGUUCCUGUGUCUAGGUCAUCAGGUAGAUCCAGGAGCAUGAGCAGGACUUUGAGCUGCGGGAGCAGAUGUCUGGGUAUAAGCGCAUGCGGCGGCAGCACCAGAAGCAGCUGAUCGCCCUGGAGAACAGGCUAAAGGCCGAGAUGGAUGAGCAUAGGCUCCGGCUGCAGAAGGAAUUAGAGACACAUGCGAACAACACUUACAUUGAGCUGGAAAGACUGGCCAAACGGCACGCUGCUCAAACAGACAAAGAGAUGAAAUCAGUUGCAGCUGAAGAGAGGAGGAUCCAGCAACAGAUUGUUGCUCAGCAAAAGAAGGAGCUGACUACUUUCUUAGAGAAUCAGAAAAAAGAGUACAGGCUUUGCAAAGACAAGAUCAAAGAAGAGAUGGGCGAAGACCCAUGUACACCCAAGGAGGAGAAGCAGGAGCGUCUGUCCAGGCACAAAGAAACAAUACAGCGCUCUCAGGCUGAGGAGGAAGCUCACCUGCUGGCCCAGCAGAGGCUGGUCUACGACCGGAGCUGCAGGGCCCUCAAACGCCGGAGUCUGGUCAGGAAGCACGACUUUGAACAGGAGCAACUGAGAGAGGAGCUGAACAAGAAGAGGACCCAGAAGGAGAUGGAACACGCCUUGAUGAUCCGGCAGGACGAGUCCACGCAGGACAUGGAGCGCAGGCAGCUGCAGAUGCUGCAGAAGCUGCGCAUUGAACUCAUGCGGCUGCAGCACCAGACGGAGCUGGAGAACCAGGAGGAGUACAACGGCCGGCGGCAGAGAGAACUACACAGGAAACACACUCUGGAGCAGCGGCAGCAGCCCAGAAACCUCAAGAUGCUGGAGAUGCAGAUCAAGAAACAGUUCCAGGACACUUGCAAGGUGCAGAACAAGCAGUACAAAGCUCUUAGGAACCACCAGCUGGAGGUCUCUCCCAAAGGCGACCACAAGAACAUCCUGAAGAGCCUGAAAGAGGAGCAGACACGCAAGCUGGCCAUACUGGCCGAGCAGUACGAGCAGAGCAUCAACGAGAUGAUGGCCUCACAAGCGAUGCGGUUAGACGCAGAGCAGGAAAUUGAGUGCCAAGCUCUGAAGCAGCAGCUGAAGCAAGAGAUGGAGCUCCUGGACGCCUACCAGAGAAAAACCAAGUCACAGAUGGAGACCCAACACGAGCGAGAGCAGCAGAAACUGGAGCAGAAGGUCUCCAUACGCAGAGCGCACCUUGAACAGAAGAUUGAAGAGGAACUGGCCGCUCUUCAGAAGGAGCGCACAGAAAAGAUCAAGCACUUGUUGGAACGUCAGGACAGAGAAAUGAACACUUUUGACACAGAAAGUCGAAGCCUCGGCUUUGGGAGCCUGGGUUCUCUGGACUUCCCCAAAGAAGACAACAGAUGAAAGUGGAUUUAUCUUUAGAGGACAACAUAUCCGUGCCCUUUUCGCGUCCACUUGACCGUUUUUGUCACGUCCACGGUGACGAAGCUGGAUAACUUUCUCCAUUGCUUUUCUUCUCUCUUAGAUAUCGCAUCUUUGAAUCGAGGUGUUAACGUGCAAUGAGAACUUCUUUUGUGAAACUUGAAAGGGGGGAAAGUAAAACAAAAGAAUCUACAACAAACAUGUCAAUAAAAAUCAAACCUAGUCAGUGUAAACUCAAAACUUAUGUGUUGAAAAUAACAGACUCUUUCCUCCAUGCCAUUUCCUCCUUUUGGUAUGAAUUGAAUAAAUCAGGAAAUUUUAGUAAAAUUGGCACUUUGAUAUGUUUAAGUAGAAACCCAUCAUGUUCGUAUGAUGCUUAAUGUGUGUGUUACAUGGAGGGACAUUGUGGAAUGUGAGCUGCGGACUCCCCCGUGGUGUUAAGCUGCUUUGUCUUUUUUUAUUGGUUUUAUUUAUUUUGUUCUUUUUUUAUUUUAUGCUCUGAAUGUGAAUAUUACUGUAUGGGGUCACUGGAUAAAGUCAGAGUUUAUUCAUUUAUUUAUUUAUUUUUUUGUUCAUACUUCCAUAUUGUGCUUAUGCAUACAGUAUACUGUGGUCCCUCACUUUUCUAGGCAACAGUUCUUACCUUUUCUUUUAUUUGAUAUGUAGGAUCAAUUGGCGUUAGCUUGAUCAACCCAUUUAUCUUAUCACAACUCAAGAUCCCACUCGGUAAAACUGCUUAUUAUUGCAUGCACUUUAAGGACAAAUUCAGGUUGUGAAGUGAAGCAUGAAUCUGUCAAGAGAUUUUAGCUGUUUGUAAAUAAAAGCAUUUUUUUUGUUUUUUUGUUUUAAGCCUAUGGAUACUGGACAUAAGCGGCAUAUUUGAUAUGAUAAUUUCACAAAUGCCUUUAUUUAAGUUGUGCCUGAAGCAGAUUUUAGUUCCGUGUUUGUUAUAUCUAUAUUUUAUUUAACUGAGGCCGGCACCAUUUUUGUUUUGGUUUCAUCUAAACUUGUGAAUCAUUUAAUGUUCACUAAUCAGAGUUCUUGUAAAGGAAAAAUGGUGAGAAUUGUGCUGUAUAACUUUUGAUAUGAAUAUUUGUACAUGAGAAUAUAGCUAGAACAUACAGAGACACUGGUCUAUUACUGAUAACAGAGCUUAAAGACUUUGCUUCGUUUUUGUUUUAUAAUAUAGAGAUAUGGUCAUACGAUAGCUCAAUAUAUUGCUAAGUCAAAUCACUAGACUCUCAGAUUGUAUAAAUGCUGGUGGAUGGAACCACAGACUUCUUAUAAUAUCAGUACCACGAUCUUUUAUGGAUCAAACACAACACGUGGGUCCAGAUUGCAUUUGAGUAAUUAGUGUCUAAUGAUCAGAUUUACAUAUUUUUUGCCAUGUUCAUUAUGGUCAUUGAACAGGUUGCACAAUGUUUCCAUUUGUACUGAAUGGAAAGGUAAUUGUUUGGUGCUUAAUUUCUAAUACCACCUUUAGCCUUGUAGUUUUUUGUCUUGGAGAGACGAUUGAUUUUUACAAAAUGUAAACGUGAAGCAUUUUGAAACCCCCUCUGAGUCAAAACACUACUAAGUUUUUCAAACACUCAUGACAUAUUUAGAGUACCCCAUGCAGUGAAACCCUCUAAAAAUGAAGUAUAUGUAUGGAAAAAAUAAAUACUAUUUUAUCACGGGUCAGUUUUUGAAACAUUGUUUAAUGUGGUGGUCUUGAAUGCAACCCUGUUAUGUUUAGCAGGUAUUUCUUCACCUGUUUUUUCUUUUCAUUUCAGAGCCACGACAUGUAUUAAUGUUCGGUCAUGUUCCUCACAGGGCUGAAAGGUGGAAGAUGUCCCCCGAAUUAACAAAGUAUUUUAAACGGAGGAAUAUACUGACUAUUCUAUUUCUGAUGGCUAUAGAACUUAAAUGCUCUUGUUUUACACGUAGAAACCUACAAAUCUGAAUUUGUUAUGUUUGACCAGAGUGUGUUCUGAAGUUGAAUGGCUCCUCUCGAUUUUUCAGCCUUUUACAUUUUCACAAACUUUCUGAAAUUUGAUGAAAAAAGUUUCUCAUAUGCAGUAAGGCCUUUUGUCUGGUCACAUUAUAACUGAAGCCUUGCGGACAAAUGGUUCCAUAAAAAAAAGUGCUAUUGGGGUGCUUGAAUAAGGUUUGCCUGAGAGCUUCGGGAACGAUUAUGAACCUUACAAUUUGUGUGAAUUUUAAGUUACUAGAAAAAUGUAUUUAGUUAGAAUAAAGGGGACUUUCCUAAACAACCUUAUUCACCAUUUCCUGUGCAGUUCAAAGACAAAAUAAAAGAGAUUCUGUUGAAAAGUCUCAA
This is a messenger RNA of Sebastes umbrosus (honeycomb rockfish), 5068 nucleotides long. RefSeq names its product TAO kinase 3b (gene taok3b). NCBI's taxonomy places the organism in Eukaryota, Metazoa, Chordata, Actinopteri, Perciformes, Sebastidae. Gene Ontology annotation, biological process: execution phase of apoptosis. Bases 1417 to 2733 code for a protein of 438 amino acids. The record is from RefSeq and is a predicted model, not a curated record. The transcript has 8 exons.